This is a messenger RNA of Penicillium daleae, 993 nucleotides long. RefSeq lists its product as uncharacterized. NCBI's taxonomy places the organism in Eukaryota, Fungi, Ascomycota, Eurotiomycetes, Eurotiales, Aspergillaceae. The annotation marks the transcript as partial. The transcript is spliced from 2 exons. The record is from RefSeq and is a predicted model, not a curated record.
AUGAACUCAACAACCUGUGUCAUCGAGGCCAACCCAGAUGUAUCUGGGACCGGGAUCCGGGCAUCAAUCUAUGCCCUCUGUCUCGGCGGUACGCUCGUAAGCUACUUCCUCCGAGUAUUCUCUCCAGGCGAAGACGAAGAAGAGUUCUCUCGCGGCGUAUCCUCCGCGCUGGGUAUGCAAGGACUAGCAUUGCUUUGUACAGCAAUCUACCAGACCUUCCGCAAUGAGUUAACCCUCUUCCACGCCAUCUGUGUGGUCCAUCUCCUUGCCUUGCUGGGUCUCAAUCUCAUCAGCAAAGGCCGAUACGCUGGAUUUGGUCCCUGGCGCCUAUGGUGCUUUGUAUUUAUCCAGGUUAUCGCGCUGGGGGCAUUCAUCGCUUUCAAUGUGUAUGUCUGGGUGACGGCGCCUCAUUUUGGCAGCCAACCCUCUUGCAACCCGGACACAGUUUAUGUCGUAUUUGGCGUGAGCAUCCAUGCUACGUCUCCAGUGUUCCGGUAUAUCAUUCUCGGCACACUGGGUGCCAGUGCUGCGGGCUUCAUUCUCGUCUUCACUUGUAUGCUGCCGUGUCUGUGCGGGGUGUGGAUUCGUCGACGACGAGAUGCGCAGGGUAGUGCCAGCCCAGCCCGUAAACGAGAUUGUACCAAGUGGUUUGUGCAGACGUCGACGAGUACCGAGUACCACAGCGAACAACGGGAGGAAUUGUCCGGCCAAGCGCUGCUCAAUUUCACUCUGAAUAGGGCUGCAUACAUUGGGCUUUGUAUCUAUUUGAUUGUAUCAUUGGAACAGACGAUUCAACGGAAUACCCUCGAUCCUCAGGAGAAGGGAUGGACGUUUGGACAAGUCAUUGCGAUCUUCUUGUUGCUUGGAGUUGCAAAUGAGCUGCUAAAUGUCGUGCUGGCGAGCUGGGAUCGCCGGAUUGGCCAUGAAGCUGGGUCUCAAGAGCUGACGCAGGUCAGGCCUGCGUCUAGUAGCACGGCGUCGAGGAAUUCACUU